GAAAUCCCCAAUCGCUCUGUGUCUAUAAGAGCGUUUCAGGCUCCAGGUCUCUGCUUUAUGUUUGGUGGUUAAGGGUAACGAAGGAAGAAAUGGAUGUGAUAGCCCGAAGCUGUGUGCUAUUUUUGUUGCUGCAAACUUUGAUCACAGUGACAAGUCAAGAAUACUGUACACUUCAGGAGUUCCUCACUAGUGCACUUUAUGAUUCAAACUUUGACACAACUGGCCUGGCAGAUGUCUACCUUAAUGGAAAGCAAGUGAGAGUGCCCUGCAUUGAUGGCUAUAGUGGCCAUUUUCAGCUGCUCUGUGUGGAGGGGAGAUGGGAGGCUCGAGGCUUUAAAUGUCAACAAUACUGUACACUUCAGGAGUUCCUCACUAGUGAACUUUAUGAUUCAAACUUUGACACAACUGGCCUGGCAGAUGUCUACCUUAAUGGAAAGCAAGUGAGAGUGCCCUGCAUUGAUGGCUAUAGUGGCCAUUUUCAGCUGCUCUGUGUGGAGGGGAGAUGGACGGCUCAAGGCUCUAAAUGUCAACAAUACUGUACACUUCAGGAGUUCCUCACUAGUGAACUUUAUGAUUCAAACUUUGACACAACUGGCCUGGCAGAUGUCUACCUUAAUGGAAAGCAAGUGAGAGUGCCCUGCAUUGAUGGCUAUAGUGGCCAUUUUCAGCUGCUCUGUGUGGAGGGGAGAUGGGCGGCUCAAGGCUCUAAAUGUCAACAAUGAAGACGACCACAGACAACGUAACAUUGCUUUAACAUCUGAUGACCGUCAAUAUUUCACUCAUGAUGAAUUAGUUGAGAACAGGUGUGCCGGAGGGAAACCUGUCGGCGAUGUGGCCAUGCAUCAGAGGUGUAAUGGUGGUGCGCUUCUCCUGCCUUCAUGCCAGUGAGAGUUUGAACGUUGUCAGCUGUGGAAAUACUAAUAAAACACACAUGAUCUCUC
Messenger RNA from Centropristis striata (black sea bass), 941 nucleotides. RefSeq lists its product as uncharacterized. The record is from RefSeq and is a predicted model, not a curated record. The transcript has 5 exons. Lineage: Eukaryota; Metazoa; Chordata; Actinopteri; Perciformes; Serranidae. Bases 90 to 722 code for a protein of 210 amino acids.